Oryzias melastigma (Indian medaka) is the source of this 1161-nucleotide messenger RNA. RefSeq names its product olfactory receptor 49-like. The record is from RefSeq and is a predicted model, not a curated record. The coding region runs from base 211 to 1161 and encodes 316 amino acids. Gene Ontology annotation, cellular component: membrane. The transcript has a single exon. Lineage: Eukaryota; Metazoa; Chordata; Actinopteri; Beloniformes; Adrianichthyidae. Gene Ontology annotation, molecular function: olfactory receptor activity; G protein-coupled receptor activity. Gene Ontology annotation, biological process: G protein-coupled receptor signaling pathway.
UUUGAUGUUCUUUCUUAAGUGUAUCUUCUUCUCUGAAGUAGUCGUUGGUGAUGAAGAUCCUCUUAGUUCAUCAUCAGGUUUGAUACUCUGUUUUUACUGGGGGGUUGGGAGUGUCUCUGUGGGACGCCAACGCAGAGGUGGAGCCAGACGAGGGUUUAUCUCACCUGGCCGGUGGAUUCAGAGCGUCUCUGAGCGUCUCUGAGCGCGACCAUGCUGAACUCCACCCAGGUGUCUGUUUUUGUUCUGGGUGGUUACUUCCACGCCAAACACCUGAAGGUGCUGCUCUUCCUGCUGGUUCUGGGCGUGUACGCUCUGAUCGUGUUCUGUAACCUCCUCCUCAUCGUGGUGAUCUGCGUGAGCCGCAGCCUGCAUGAGCCCAUGUUCCUGUUCCUCUGCAGCCUGUUUGUCAACGAGCUGCUGGGGAGCUCCGGCUUGUUCCCCUUCCUGCUGCUGCAGAUCCUGGCGGACGUCCACCGGGUCUCCGCCCCCCUGUGCUUCCUGCAGGUCUUCGUGGUGCACUCGUACGGGGCGGUGGAGUUCUUCAUGCUGGCCGUCAUGUCGUACGACCGGCUGGUGGCGGUGUGCCAUCCUCUGCAGUACCACAGCGUGUUGACGUGGAGGAAGAGCGCCGCUCUCACCGCGGCGCCGUGGGUUGCUGCUGUGCUCCUCAUCGUCUGCACCACAUCCCUGAGCUUCCCUCUGCAGCGCUGCAGGAACUUCAUCCCUAAAGUUUACUGCGAUAACUUCUCCAUGGUGAAGCUGGCCUGCUCCGACACCACCCUCAACAACGUCUACGGCCUGCUGCUGACCCUGCUGGGCGUCGGCCUCCCCGUGGCCUUUACCCUGUACAGCUACGCCCGGAUCCUCCGGGUCUGCCUGAGUGGGUCCAAACAGACCCGGCACAAGGCCGUCAGCACCUGCACGCCCCACCUGGCCUCGCUGCUCAACUUCUCCUUCGGCUGCGUCUUCGAGAUCGUCCAGAGCCGCUUCGACAUGAGCGGCGUUCCCGGCGUGCUGCGCGUCCUCCUGUCCCUGUACUUCCUGACCUGCCAGCCGCUCUUCACGCCGCUGCUGUACGGCCUGAAGAUGACCCGCAUCCGCAGCGCCUGCCUGCGCCUGCUGCCCCCCAGAGCCGGACCCGGAGCCAGAGCCUCGGUCUAA